This is a messenger RNA of Saprolegnia parasitica CBS 223.65, 897 nucleotides long. RefSeq lists its product as hypothetical. Gene Ontology annotation, molecular function: L-cystine transmembrane transporter activity. The record is from RefSeq and is a predicted model, not a curated record. Gene Ontology annotation, biological process: L-cystine transport. Bases 1 to 897 code for a protein of 298 amino acids. Gene Ontology annotation, cellular component: vacuolar membrane. NCBI's taxonomy places the organism in Eukaryota, Oomycota, Saprolegniomycetes, Saprolegniales, Saprolegniaceae. The transcript has 2 exons.
AUGACCAACCUCAAGCGGACGCUGCUGGCGCUGGCGCCGUACGGGGCGCCAAUGGGCCUCGCCAUCAUCCUCUGCGUUGGCCUCGGGCUCGGGUUUGCGCUCGACGCCAACGCCAACGUGCCAUCGCCGUACAACCGCAUCUCGUCGGUCCUGGGCUGGAUGUACUUUGCGUCCUGGAGCUUGACGUUUUGGCCGCAGAUUUUCGUCAAUUGGCGCCGACAGAGCGUCGUGGGCAUGGCCAUCGACUUUCAAGUGUACAACGUGCCGGGGUUCGUCGGGUACGCGAUCUACAAUGCGUGUUUUUACUGGAACGCAAGCGUCCAAGACGACUACAAGGCGCUCCACGGCGGCCACCCCAACAACGUGCAGAUCAACGACGUUUUUUUUGCGCUCCACGCACUCGCGGCGACGCUCAUUACGCUCUACCAGUGCGCCGUGUACGACCGCGGAAAUCAAGGCGUCUCAACGACGUGCUGGGUGCUCACGUCGGCAUCGAUUUGCGUUUGCGCCGCCUUUUACGCCCUUGUCGUCGCCUACAUCAAGCUCGGCGUGACGCUCAUCAAGUACACGCCUCAAGUGUACCUCAACUACACGCGCGAGUCGACGGACGGCUACUCGAUCUGGGGCGUGCUCUACGACGUCCUUGGCGGCCUCCUCUCGAUCGGACAGACAGUGAUGGACAGCGCGACGACCGACGACUGGAGCGCGAUCACGGGCAACCCGGUGAAAUUUGCAUUGGGGCUCGUGGUUGUAUUUUACGACCUCGUGUUCAUGACGCAGCACUAUGUGCUGUAUCCGUGCGGUGACGCGGUCGACGAGAUGGUGUCGCUCCUGAAGAAAACCCGCCGCAGCUCGCUCUCGGCAAUCCAAGAGACGACCUUUUUGAUCCACGUCUAG